Molecule: messenger RNA, 3512 nt
Organism: Hippoglossus stenolepis (Pacific halibut)
Lineage: Eukaryota; Metazoa; Chordata; Actinopteri; Pleuronectiformes; Pleuronectidae
Gene: pigq
Product: phosphatidylinositol glycan anchor biosynthesis, class Q
Exons: 14
Coding region: 140-1936 (598 amino acids)
Biological process (GO): GPI anchor biosynthetic process
Cellular component (GO): membrane; endoplasmic reticulum
Source: RefSeq, a predicted model, not a curated record
CUAUAAACAAAGAAAAUGUCGGUGUGUAGUUCGUAGCUGUGCUGUUCUCGACGCUGCAGACGGAAGGUGAAAGCUCGUGUCGCUGAUAUUGAAGAUCAUCCGAGCGGCUGCAGGCUGAACUCUGAGCAGCAGUGACGCCAUGGUGCUCAAGAUUUUCUUCCCACAAUGCUGUAACCGGGCCGACAGCGGGCUGCUGGUGGGCCGCUGGAUCGCCAAUAAUGACUCGGCCGUGGUGCUGGCGGUCAUCCACUACCCGUUCAUUUCUGGACAGGUCAAACAGUACAUCCAGAAGAUGCAGGCUCAGAGUGGUGUGGAGCUGUCGGUGUUGGGUUCAUGGAGUUUACCCAAAGAUGGUCAGGAGGGCAUGGAGAGCUUCCUCGUAGACCUCAGCACCAUCUUCCCACAGGAGCGCUGGCUCCAGAUCAGCCGCGAGGUGGGCAAGGCGGGCUUCAUCUGUAACAUCCUCCUUCGGGAUCAGAAUGGAGUUGUAGCUCAGCAGAAAGUAAAGAAGAAGAGAGAUGAAGAAGAUGAGAAGACUGAUGGUGAGGAGGAGGAAGGGGAAGAGGAGAAGAAGGUGAUCUUCGUCCACUACGAGCAGAGGAAGGUGAUGCUGUCGGAGCUUCACCCCAUCCAGAAUGGAGUUCCUGACCCCAAAACUGAUCCUCCAUCUGAGCUUAGACAGAUGUUCCACACGGUGGCUCACAGUCAGCCUCUGUUCUUCCUGGACAGAUACGACGACGGGCCGCUCAAGUCGACUCACUGGCAGUCUGAAGGUCGAGAGGGCAGCAUCAUUGUGGAGCUGCUCAAACAAGCUUCUGUCCCGCUCUGCCUGCUCAUCACGUGGCUGUUGUCCAUGUGGACGUGGAUCUGCAACAUCCGCAUCUUCAGCUGGUACCCGCUCCGCUUCCUGGGCAGUAAACUGUCCACGUGUGUCCAGCUCAACUAUAGAACCGAACACAUGAGGACUAUCAGCUCAACCAAACCAGCUGUAGGACACUCAGACUUCAUGAGAAAAGCCAACAUCGUGGUGUCAAUCUUGGUGGACGUGGCUCUCGGCCUGCUGCUCAUCUCUUGGCUCUACAGAGACAACCACAUCACCAUGUUAGCAAACACGCUGGUGCCCGCGGCAGAUCAUGUGGCCAAAGAGCUGGAUGAGCUGCUGCAGUGGCUGAUGGGAGCUCCUGCUGGGCUGAAGAUGAAUCGGGCCCUGGACCAGGUUCUGGGACGCUUCUUCCUCUACCACAUUCACCUGUGGAUCAGCUACAUCCACCUGAUGUCUCCGUUCGUUGAGGGGAUCCUCUGGUACGGGGGCCUGUCCGCCUGCCUGGGCCUGACCUUUGCCCUCUCGCUGCUCUCAGAUAUGGUGGCCCUCCUCACCUUCCAUAUCUACUGCUUCUAUGUCUACGGAGCCAGAUUGUACUGUCUGAAGAUCUACGGCCUCUCGUCUCUCUGGAGGCUCUUCAGAGGGAAGAAGUGGAACGUCCUGCGUCAGAGAGUGGACUCCUGCUCCUAUGACCUGGACCAGCUCUUCAUUGGAACGCUGCUCUUCACCAUCCUGCUCUUCCUGCUUCCCACGACAGCGCUCUACUACCUAGUCUUCACUCUGUUGCGGUUGCUGGUGGUGCUUCUCCAGGGUGUCGUCCACCUGAGUGUGGAUUUCCUCAACUCCUUCCCACUGUUCGCUAUGGCCCUCCGCAUCUGUCGGUCCUACAGAUUGGCAGAAGGUGUAAAGUUCCGGGUCCUGUGUGAAGAACCUGGAACGGCCCUUCACCUAAUGAUGGAGAUUAACCCUCUGAAGUGCAGCACAGUGGUUCAGACCUACCGCACUCCCACUUACAGCUGUUACCCAAAAGACUCAUGGGCAGCGCUGGUCAAGAAACUCUUUGUCGGGGAGCUGAUUUAUCCCUGGAGACACAAAACCACCAAGACUGACUGAGAGACACUCACCAGAUACGUGUGUGUGUGUGAGAGAUAGAGAGGGAGAGGUGAGGGGAGGACGGAAAGGGAAGAGACUGAAUAAAUAGUGAGAUGGAAACAGACAGAUGGAGGCAAAGGUGAAACUAGAACAAAGACCUGUCGGUGUCAUGGAAGGACGUCAGUGAGAAAGAUUUAACUGCCAAGUAUUCAAACGUUGAAUUCAUGUUUUACAGCAUAAGGAUGUCAACCACAAGAUUUAAACAGGAAGUAAUCGUGUCCUUCCGUAAUUCUAAAAUUAUUUCCAGUGUACAUGGUAAACAAAUCCUUUUUUUUAUGAUUUUUAUUUGUAGUAAAAACAUUCCCUUUAAGUGACUAAAUAUAUUUAUUAGAAAUCAGUCUCAGUCAUUAAACAAGCAACUGAAAGCUGAUGUGAAUGGUACUUAUCCAAGGACACCUUGAUUUCUUCAGCUCACGACUAUAGUUCAGAACGCCAGCAGAAGAAAAAACAGGUCUUUAAUAUGUUGGAAUAUGGAAAAAAAACAGAUGAUUCAUAAUAACAACUUUUUAUUAAAAAUCUGCAGAUAAGAUACAAAGGUGUCUUUCCACUCUUAAAUGAUUUGAAAAGAGUUUAGAUGUUUUUCACUUUGAUUUUGUUGAAAAUUCUUUGUAUGACAAGCAAAUAUACAACAUUUAGUUCACACUAUAGACAUCUGAGCUCCUAACACUUUUUACUCAGAGGAUAAUUCCUGCUGCAUUUGUGGACUGACCUUUUCUUUAGUGUCACCAUCAGGUCUUAAAUAUUAAGGGAGACCUAUGCUGGUUUUCAGUAUUUUCUUGUAUUGCUCAGUGCUAAGUGUGUAAUAUAGAUUUUUUUUUGUUCUCAAUGUAAAAGUUUGGCAGAGUUAAACAGCCUAAAGUCUGUGGUAAAGGGUGAUCCCCCCCUCCCCCACAGAAAACACUGAACCUCCUGAAAGACCUCACCAGCAGUCUAGACCAUACUACCGCAUCAUUGUGAUGUCUGGCAUGCCCCCUUACAAAGCCAGAUAAAGCCAGAUCAGAAGAUGACAUUGCCUCUCGCACUAGAAGUGGUUGACCAAUCACAACAUAGUGGGCCGUGGGCAUUGAGAUCACAAAGUGGCAGAAGUGAACAGCCUGGGUCAACUAACACAGCCAGAAUCCUACUUCAGGGAUUUGUGUAUUAACUGCACUGAGUGUGUAGAUAGAUUUUAUCUGUUUAACUGGACUAACUGAUUUUUUAUUUUAUUUUAAAUAUUUUGUAUUCUUAAGAGUUGUAGUUCAAAAUACAUUAUUUAUGUUUUAGGUUUAUUUGUUGCCAUAUCUCCAUAUUUUACUGUGAGAAAUGAAUGUGGCUCUUGAGUCAGUUAGAGAUAGAAAUUAACUUUAUGGGUUAUGAUAUAAGGCAAAUUAUCUGAUUCAACUUUUGACUGUUUUUAAUUUAUUUGUGUCUAAUCCUGCCAUAUUUAGACUAUUCCUUUAUCUUAAUUAAAUUAAUUAUGUUUUUUUUUUUUAUUAAAUCCUCCAAUGAUCUGUUUUAAAUGUUAUAUUGUCAUUUAAUAAAAUCAAUUAAUAUUUAA